GCUUCUUCUUCUUCUACCUACCUUACCUCGUCUCUUUUCCUCCGGCGAGGAAGCAGCACGUUCACCGGCAGAAAUAUACCUAUCUGGGCAUAUUCCUCUUUCUACGUUUUACCGUCUUCAUCAAGAUGGCAUCACCAACCGAGGUCUCGAUCAAACCAACGAUGGUGAAAAGGCCUAAAAGCUGUAGAUUCACAGCUAGCAAGUUGCUGAUAUGAAAAUCCCGGCUACGGGCUAAGGUUUAGGCAGUUUUGAACGUGUGUAGGUUCCCUUUCUGUUGAUUGGUUAACUAGUUAUUCCAGUACUGGUGUUGCUUCAUUCGCUGCUGUCUGUUUUGAUCCGAAAUUGAUGAUUGCCUGUUUUUUCACAACUGCCAACUGUUGUUUUUUCCAGCACACGACUCCCUUGCAGGUUACUUGGCAAAAGAAAAGUUCUUGAUGGGAUAUCCUUUGUUGUACCAGCCGAGAAAAGUGCGGCAAUUGCUGGAACAAGUGACAGUGGUAAGUCAACCAUAUUCAGAUUGCUGUUCAGGUUCUUUGACACUCAUUCUGGAAGUGUCAGAACAAAUACUUUCUUUAUGCUAGAUUCUGAUUCCAAUAUGAUUAUGACCCUUAGUUAUGUCAUACAUGAUAUCAACCUUGGAGAACUUAUGUUUUGUCUGGGACCAUUAUACUUCGACUUUGACUUGCUUGUUGAAAUCAAUGAUUAUCAAUCCUCUCCACAAAUAAGGAUUGAUGGCCAAGACAUACAGGAUGUCACAUUGGCCGGUCUGUGGAAGUCUAUUGGUGUUGUGCAACAGGAUACCGUAAGUUAAAAACUACAAUUCAGUGUUUCUCUUUUCUCUUUGCUCAUUUUUAUGUAAGUGACAGGUACUCUUCAAUGAUACCAUGUUUUACAAUAUAAGAUAUAGCCGUCUUUCAGCAACAGGAGGAGGCAUGUGUUAAUUCUGAUAUCAAAGCAUUCACUAUUGAUCUCAAUUAUUUUUUCAUCUUAACAUUUGUUCCAUUUAGGUCUAUGAAGCUGCUCAAAGUGCGGCAAUUGAUGACACUAUCAUGAACUUUCCUGAGAAAUAUUCAGCUGUGGUCUAGGAAUGGGGGCUCAAGGGUGAGAAGGGUACAGCUCUUGAGCUAGUUAAAAUGUUAACUACUUAUGAUUUGGGGAAUUUGAUGCAUCAUUUGGGGCAUUGACUGGGCCCAGGCUCAGUUAAGCAGUGGAGAGAAAAGCGUGUAGCACUAGCUCAUGGCCUCAUGCAUUUUUGAAAGCACCGCCUAUUUUGCUUUGUGACGAAGCUACAAACGCACUUGAUAGAACAACCGAAGCAGUGAUAUUAAAUGCAUUGACAUCAUUAGCAAAUAAAAAAACCUCAAUCUUCAUUGCUCACAGGCUCACAACUGCAAUGGAAUGUGACGAGGUAAGCAUUGUGUUAUAAACGCUAGAGCAACAUGUCUCUUAUAUGGUACUGGUUUUAAAAAUGUAUCCAUAGCAUUCCCUCUCAUGCCCGCAGAUGUGUGCCGUAUAUGGUUCACGUUUGUUUUCUUACACAUUACAUAGGAAGCCACCUGUUUAUUGCAUUGGUAGGCAGAGAACUUUAAACAUUGGAAGGAUUUGUAUGUUUCACUGUCAAAGCAAACUCAUCCUUCCUUGACCACUCAACCAACAAAACGAAGUUUGUUUC
Rubroshorea leprosula is the source of this 1672-nucleotide messenger RNA. NCBI's taxonomy places the organism in Eukaryota, Viridiplantae, Streptophyta, Magnoliopsida, Malvales, Dipterocarpaceae. The record is from the annotation of a GenBank genome assembly.